AUGACUGUCACUGUUGAUAAUGCUAGUGCUAAUGACAAUGGUGUGGCUGUUUUGAGGAGACAGCUGCAGGGAACCAACAUAGCUGGUGGCAAGUAUUUGCACAUGAGGUGUGCUGCACACAUCAUUAACCUCAUUGUGCAAGAUGGAUUGAAAGAAGUUGACCUCUCUGUGAAGCGUGUCAGGGCUGCUAUUAAAUGGGUUAAGAAUGGGACUUCAAGAUUGGUAAAGUUUAAGGAAAUUGCUGAGGAAGAGAAGGUGGAGAGCAAGGCAUUUCUCAAGCUUGAUGUCCCAACUAGAUGGAACUACACAUACCUUAUGCUAAAAUCUGCAAUUGCUUAUGAGAAGGUGUUUACAAGGCUUGCUGAAGAUGACUACACUUAUGUUAUUGACCUAUCUGAAGAGAGAGAAGGCCCUGGUCACCCUGAUGAAGCUGAUUGGGGUAGGGCCAAGAAAAUGGCAGACUUUCUAGAGCAUUUUCAUGAUCUUACUGUCCGUGUCUCCUCGAGUCUCCAUGUCACCUCUAAUACAUUCUUUCAAGAAAUUGGGGAAGUGCAUUUGCUGAUUCAAUCUUGGAUGAAUAGUACAAAUAAUCUGCAAGUUUCAAUGGGCAAGAGAAUGAAAGAUAAAUUUGACAAGUAUUGGGGAGUUUGGCACACCAACAAAGAGCAGGAGCAAGAGACUGAGAGUGAGAGGGAUAGUGAGAGAAGGGGUAGGGGGAAGGGAAAAGCAAAGGAGAAGGAAAAGGAGAACAUUAAUUUACUGAUUUUUAUUGCUGCAAUUCUUGAUCCAAGAUACAAGUUAUCUUUGUACACCAAAUUGACUGUUGAAGAAAUAUUUGGUGAGGAAAGAGGACAGCUAGUUUGGGCAGCUAUUAAAUCUUGUCUCCGUGAGCUGUUUGAUGAAUAUAGGCAAAUUCAUGCUCCAAGUGAAGUACAAACUGAAGUAAAUGAUCCCAAUCAAUCAAGUGGAACUAGACAAGGCAUGCUUGCUGAAAAAAUUGCAAAGAGGAUGAGGAUGGAAAGUGGUUCUAGCAACACAACCAAGUCAGAACUUGACAAGUAUCUUAGUGAAGAUUCAGAGGAUAGGAAUAAGAAGAUUGACAUCCUUCACAAGUGGACGUAUUUUAGAUGA
This is a messenger RNA of Panicum virgatum (switchgrass), 1131 nucleotides long. Its product is annotated as zinc finger BED domain-containing protein RICESLEEPER 2-like. The transcript has 2 exons. The coding region runs from base 1 to 1131 and encodes 376 amino acids. Gene Ontology annotation, molecular function: DNA binding. Lineage: Eukaryota; Viridiplantae; Streptophyta; Magnoliopsida; Poales; Poaceae. The record is from RefSeq and is a predicted model, not a curated record.